Messenger RNA from Phyllopteryx taeniolatus (common seadragon), 2496 nucleotides. RefSeq names its product Spi-1 proto-oncogene b (gene spi1b). Gene Ontology annotation, molecular function: DNA-binding transcription factor activity, RNA polymerase II-specific; sequence-specific DNA binding. The transcript is spliced from 5 exons. The record is from RefSeq and is a predicted model, not a curated record. Gene Ontology annotation, biological process: cell differentiation; regulation of transcription by RNA polymerase II. Gene Ontology annotation, cellular component: nucleus. The coding region runs from base 1259 to 2050 and encodes 263 amino acids. Lineage: Eukaryota; Metazoa; Chordata; Actinopteri; Syngnathiformes; Syngnathidae.
AACCACAGACAGCGACAAUUACAAACAGCAAACAGGCCGUUGAAUAUAUAAAAUAGUGAAAAAAAAACAAAUAUUGCACUUAUUCAAACAGUAGAAUUGUGGACAGGACAGUAGACCUCUUUAUUUUCUGAACCAAUUAAUGGUCUAAUUGGCCAUGGUUACAAUAAAAUGGUUGUCAAAUGGUGUAACCUCCUUCCAAGCCAAGGUUUGUAUGUUUCUUUGUUAAAAGGAGGUAGCGAGCAGGGGCUAUAUCCCCUUUGGCAUUUUCUGAAACUCCUGUAUCUCCUUUGUGAUAAUCAGAAUCUCCAAAACUGAUACUAUAGCUUCAUCUUAUCUUCCAGUCAUGUACGGGUAUGUGUGUGAUUGUAUGUGUGUAAUUCUAGAUUGCAAGCUUGAGGAAUGGGACCAAAAUUUGGGUUGCAAUUAGGUGUAGCUGAAUUGUUGGUUUCUUGUUUAUAUUUGAAUGUUUUUGAUUAAGAUUAAUUUUGGGAUAACUUGAAAAACAUUUUCACAUUUGUCGAACUGACAUGGCCAAACCCAUUUAGCCAAUCUUGGGCAAUGCGCACUUUCAGUCCGAGACAUAGUCAUGGUUGUUUGCUGUAUUGCCGCACAGGUCAGACAUGAGUACAAUGAGAUUGUAAACGUGGUAAACGCACACGAAAUAAAUCUAAUUUUUCAAAGCGGGCACUAUUCAAUAAAUUCCCAAUUUUAAAUAAGUAUGUCUAGUCACUCAUUGGACACUUUUUAGGUACUGGACGCUUUCACACCAACAGCAUCCAGUGUGUUUUUUUCUGAAGACAAACAAACCAAUUUCUGAACGAUUGUAUUUUACUUCAAUCGUUGUAGCGGUAUAUUAGCUGAUGAAGUGACCCGUGUAUGGGAAACGUUUAAGUAGCCACGGUCACUGAUGAUUGGCCACCAAGGGAGGUGACAAUAUAAGACGGUGAUAAAUGUGAGGCUCCCCCAAAGCAGAAGACAUACUCUGUUGCUCCCACCCACAGAAAUUUACAGAAGUUAAAAACAGUCAGUCUUUGCUUAUUUUCUUCUUGUAUUUUCUUCUUCUGAAGGCCUCUUGGACUGGUUCACCUCACAAGAGCAAACUAUACAAUACGAAAGACAGAGGGACAUGUUUUGGUUAUCGUUAAAUGAGAGGAAAUUUUGAAACAUUGUGCAAUGGUGCUGCAAAGGUUUUGAAAGGUUGUGAGAGCUUUUGGUCUGCAAGGUUUCUUUGAGCCCACUCGUUGGAGAAAAAGCCCCAAUGUUGCAUCCCUACAGAAUGGAAAGUUACCUCAUUGCACCUUCCUCAGAAGAUAUGUAUGAUCCAGAGAUCUACAGACAAAUUCCAGAAUAUUAUAGUCCAUAUGUUCUGGAUACAGAGAUACAGGCAGAUCACUGGGAUUAUCACCCUCACACUCACGUACACCCUGUUGAGUUUGAAAACCUUCAAGAGACAAACUUCACAGAGUUGCAGAGUGUGCAAUCUCUGCACCCGCCCGGUCUAAUCCGACAUGACGUCAUGCGCUACGAUGCAGAAAAUCUCCUGGAUCCAAACCUUGGGGCGCAUUCUCAUAUGUUACAGCAACCAGUAACAUUCUUCCCACGGACUGUGUACCCGACACACAUGUCCCAGCACAGCACUGAUGAUGAAGAGCAUGGACGUCAAAGUCCCCCCUUAGAGGUGUCUGAUGAGGAGUCUCUUCGAGAUCAAGUUCCUUAUGUCAUACCUGGAGAGAUGGGCAACAAAAAGAAGAUUCGUUUGUAUCAGUUCCUGUUGGAUCUUUUACGAAACGGCGAUAUGAAGGACAGUGUCUGGUGGGUGGACAGAGAGAAAGGAAUGUUCCAGUUUUCAUCCAAACACAAGGAGGCUCUCGCACACCGCUGGGGAAUCCAAAAGGGCAACCGCAAAAAAAUGACCUAUCAAAAGAUGGCGCGGGCUUUGCGCAACUACGGCAAAACUGGAGAGGUAAAAAAGAUCAAGAAGAAACUGACAUACCAGUUCAGUGAUGAGGUCCUUGGGAAGAGUCAUUUGGAAAGAAAGCCAUACAUGUAGGCAGAAGACAGAAUUAUGCUAAAUAAAUGUUACAAUUUGACCUAUGGUUCCUGGUGUAACUGCUCACUCGAUGUUAACAGUCCUUGUAAAUAGUAAACGCAUCAUGAAAGCUGUUCGGGGAGGACAUGCUGGGUUAAACUGUGAAUAUAUUAUUUCUCACAGCAUAGAAAUACAGUGUAAAGAUUAGUUAAUCCAGAGGCCAUCCAUGUCUCCUGCUUUUGCGAUUCAGAGACAUGGGAAAGUCGGAGCUAGUUAUUUGUGUGUACAGCAAAGUAUCCUUGUGGAAAGAAGGCCGAUCCUAUAUAUGAAAAAUGUAACCUGUUAUUUAAAGACAAUAGAUUAAGGGACUGAUUCACCAAAACAUUUGUUCAAAGGGCGAUUUUUGUAUAAUACUAUAAAACUGUAGAAUCACUGAAAAUGCAAUAAACAUUUAUUUCAUGACACAA